Messenger RNA from Aspergillus affinis, 2643 nucleotides. Its product is annotated as putative telomere silencing protein Zds1. Gene Ontology annotation, biological process: establishment of cell polarity; positive regulation of G2/M transition of mitotic cell cycle. The transcript has 3 exons. NCBI's taxonomy places the organism in Eukaryota, Fungi, Ascomycota, Eurotiomycetes, Eurotiales, Aspergillaceae. The record is from RefSeq and is a predicted model, not a curated record. The coding region runs from base 1 to 2643 and encodes 880 amino acids. Gene Ontology annotation, cellular component: cell septum; cytoplasm.
AUGAAGAUCAAUGCGAACGUUGCUUCACCGAGCCCGAGCCCCUCUGAGGUUGGCGGAGGAUAUGCCACACGACGAGGACAUGGACCUCAUCUGUCGAUCAGUGACCCGAGUCACCAUGUCACGGAAGCGAUCGGCCAUAUGUACGAAGAUGAUUACGACAAACGGGAAUCGAAACGCCUCAGCUAUAUCCCCUCCCCUCUGACCGAUACCAUCUCGAUCAUCCCCCCGAAACUCGCCGGUGCCGAAUCGCCCUCGUCGCCGCAGUCGCUCCAAGUACAAAGCCAUCUAAAUGAAAUAAACAACAAUAGACAAACAAAUGGACAGUCUCGCCCGCCCGCGGGUGCCAAAUCUUUGGAUAGUACCAGCCCAACCUCCCCUACUUCAACCACUUCCCCUGGAUCGACCGACACCGCCACCACCUCCUUCCCGCUUAAUGAUAUCGACUACGAAUCCAACCCUGCCGCCGUAGCUCAGGAGCUUAACAAUUUGGCCGCCAUUCGGCGGAUGUCUAUGGAUGUAGCAGCCACGGGCGAUCCGGAUCUUCCCAGCUUUAAUCCCAACCUCUCCGUACCGUCGAUUGCCCCGUCACCUUCCGACGAUGAAAACGAUGCCUCCCGACUCUUUUGGGUUCCAGCUCGCUUGCACCCGGAGCUGGCCCCGAAAGAAUUCAGGUCCUUUCUCGAAAGUAAAGCCGAUCAUAUCAAACGAAAAUCGGGCGAUUUCUCGACUUUGGGCCCUGAACGUGAAGGGUCUAACGGAGGUCUUCGGCGUAAGAAGUCCAUGCUGUCUAGACAGAUCGACACUUCCCAAAACUACACCGACGGUGCGGAGCGGCUCGAGAGGAAACGAUCAAAGUCGUCCAAAGGGGACGGCCCCAAUCUGCAAGAGCUGGAGACCCUGGUGGACGACUCGCUACCCCGAAGUGCCAGCUCGUCCUUGUUGAGCGAGAUGCGGAACCUCGAUAUCGCCGAAGAGGAUAGGCCUAUCCUCCCGCCGGCGCCUCCCGGCCACAGUCUCAGGCGGUCCACGAGAACCCAAUACAGGAAAGCCGGCAGCUUGAAAAAGGGCGAGAAAGUUCCAUAUUCCAAGCGUCUGGCGCGGACGUCGGAUACCAGCGAAGGCGCCGCGCCGGCUUUAACUGGAGAAAAUCCCGUCCUGGGUCUGAGCCGGGUAUCGACCGAUCCCACUCCCAGUGCGACGCGGGCGGCAAAGUCCACGCAGGCAACGGCGGGCGGCUCCGACGAGGCCAUGGGCCCCUCUAGGGGUUCAAGCCCAGAGCAGCAACAAUUUGGUAACGAGCAUUCGGAUGAGUUAUCAGCAGAAUCCAGGAGCAGGUCGGGCUCCCAGUCGCAACACCGUCAAUGGCAUUCCCGAAUCAGCUCCAACGGGAAAUCCACCCUGCAUAUACCUCCGAACGAACAGAAGAUUCCCGAGAUUAUCGAAACGCCCCCUCUGGAACCCGCCGCAACGCCAGAACCCGCUUCUCCGCAGUCCCCCUCCAAUCCCAGCCGAGGAUCUUCUUACGACCCGCCCCCGUCUGCAGUACCCGCGAAAACCCAGCCGGCUUACGAUCAGAGCUCCUCCAAACGGUCUCAGCAGACCCGCGCGUAUGGCAAAGAGAGUACGCCCUCGUUCAACGAAUUCGCCAACACCCCACAAGCUCUCCCAGGCAACACGACCCGCACGGACAGCCUUUCGUUUAUUCCUACAUUCUCCGAUGAUCGCAAAGCGGAUACCAAGACAGAAGUCAAGUCGGAAGGCAAGAAAUCCAAGGACAAGAAGGACUCGGAAGGCGGACGCAAGUCGAGCUGGCACUGGUUGCUCGGCUCGGAAGACAAAGACAAAGAAAAGGAAAAGAAGAAGGAUAAGGACAGCGACUCCAAGAAGAUCAAAUCCAAGAUUGUCGAUAAGGUUCACGAGACGGCGCACGCCUUGCCGAUCAGCGACUCCAACCAGCGCGGACGAGAAAGUAUUGUGGUGGAUCGGCUUGAUCCCAAGCUAGAAGAAGAGCGCCGCAAAGACCACGUUCGUCGUACGUCUGGCGAGUCGAAGAAAGAAAAGGAGUCCGGGCUGUUCUCUUCUAUCUUCGGCGGUGGCCGGAAGAAGGGCAGCGGAGAUAGUAGUCAUAAAAAGACUGCAUCUCGGACUCUAUCUCCCGACCCCCCUGUCCGCGAGCUUCGACCGGAUGUCGACUUCCCAUGGACUCGAUUUUCGAUCCUGGAGGAACGGGCUAUUUACCGGAUGGCUCAUAUCAAGCUUGCCAACCCGCGGCGUGCGCUAUAUUCCCAGGUCCUACUCAGCAACUUCAUGUACUCGUACCUGGCCAAGGUACAGCAGAUGCAUCCUCUGAUGCUCGCGUCGUCGGCGCAGCAGAGGCAACAGAAGGCUCAGGCCGAGGAAUAUCUACAGUAUCAGCGAUACCAAGAGGCACAAGAACAACAACAGUAUAGCGAUGGCUCUUAUGAGGAGCAGCAAAUGUAUAAUUAUCAUGAUGAUCAGCAUGACCAAUACCGGUCGCAGUCGCGGGGUGGUAAGCAAGGCUAUGAGAAUGGAAAUGGAUACGGAUCAGGACAUCACCAGUACGGUCACUCGUCGUUUGGAGAUGACGUCCAACUCGACGAUGACGAUGAUGACAUGUGGUGA